AUGCGAGGCCCAUUAGGCUUUAUGAGCAGCCUGAAAGCCUGGAAACAAAUUCCAGGUAUCGAAGAGUGUUUUAGCAUGGUUUUUAAGGAUCAUAAACUUUACUGUCUCAACUAUUAUAAACUCAAGAUCUUCGAUUUCUCUGGAGAUAUUCCGGUCAAAGUUUUCACAACUUGCGUUAGUGAGUGCUUAAAACCACGAGGAGGAGGAGGUGGUUUUAUGAGACUUCCUGGAUUUCCAGUGAAUGACCAGUUGAGUCACCGGAAGGAUAAUAUGGGUCCGAGUUUUUCCAAGAUCUGGAAAUUUAAAAUCGACAAGAUGGUAGGGAACAACAAGUGGGAGAAACUUGUUUCUUUGCGAGACGAGGCCAUUCUUUUGGAUUUGGGUAUCACAGUGCUCGCCAAGGACAUGCAAGGGAUCAAGGCCAAUUCCAUCUACUUCUCCAAUCCUACUCCUUAUUUUCAAGAUCAAUAUGACAAAAACGAAAUCUUCAUAUUCGACCUCGAUUCCAACACGGUUGAACAACCGCACCGAUGUGUUUCCUCUUCCUUUCCCCGCUCUAGAUCCCGAUGGUUCUUGCCAUGUUUCAAACGAGAAUGAUUCUUCAGUAACUUACAAGGAUUGAGAACCGAUGAUCAGGACGCUUUCCUAUGGCCUGAGAACCUGAAAAAUGUGUAA
Molecule: messenger RNA, 675 nt
Organism: Arabidopsis lyrata subsp. lyrata
Lineage: Eukaryota; Viridiplantae; Streptophyta; Magnoliopsida; Brassicales; Brassicaceae
Product: putative F-box protein At5g66830
Source: RefSeq, a predicted model, not a curated record